AUGGUCCGCACUCUCGUGAUCGACAACUACGACUCGUUCACGUGGAACGUGUACGCGGACCUCGCACGUCUCGGCGGUAAUCCCCUCGUCGUGCGCAAUGACAAGAUUACUCUGCCCGAGAUUGAGGCUCUCUACGCCGACGGCGAGAUCGACCGCGUAGUCAUCUCGCCUGGUCCGGGACAUCCGCGUACCGACUCUGGCAUCUCGCGUGACGUGAUCAUGUGGGCUAUGGGGCGUAUGCCGGUGCUCGGUGUUUGCAUGGGGCUCGAAUGUCUGGUUGACGUGCUCGGUGGCGAGAUUUCGUACGCUGGCGAGAUCAAGCACGGCAAGACUUCGCUCGUCAAGCACGAUGCAACGGGCCUGUUCCACGAUCUUCCGCCCCUCCUUGCGUCGGUUCGCUACCACUCGCUCGCGGCCAAGCUCCUCACCCUUCCCCCGAUCCUGCAGGUGACCUCGACGACCGAGGAGUCUGGCGUCAUCAUGGGCGUGCGUCACCGGAAAUACACCGUCGAGGCCGUUCAGUACCACCCCGAGUCGUGCAUGAGUGAGGGUGGCCACGGUCUCGUCGCCAACUUCCUCAAGCUCAAGGGUGGCGAGUGGGGCGGUGAGAACGCCUGGUGCGGUGUCCCCGCCAGUUCGGAGGCCGACGUCAACAAGGCGACUGCGCCCGCUGUACCGGUCACGAACGGGACUGAGCCUGAGGCGGCCAAGGAGAAGAAGCCGCUGUCGAUCCUUGACCGCAUCGCGGCCCAGCGCCUCAGCGACGUCGCCGCCGCUUCCGUCGCGCUGCCGACGACUCCCGAGAACCUCGCUUCCGCACUUAACCUGCACACUGCUCCUCCCCUUAUUUCCUUCGUCGACCGCGUCAAGAAGACCCCUCACACGGCCGUAAUGGCUGAGAUCAAGCGCGCCUCACCGUCCAAAGGCGAGAUUGCGCCCACUGCCAGCGCACCCGAGCAGGCGCUGCGGUACGCAGCGGCGGGCGCUUCCGUUAUCUCGGUGCUGACCGAGCCUACGUGGUUCAAGGGCGCGCUGAGCGACAUGCUCGCUGUGCGUCGGGCUGUGGACGCGAUGCCCAACCGUCCCGCGAUCCUGCGUAAGGACUUCAUCCUCGCGCCGUACCAGAUCGACGAGGCGCGCCUCCACGGCGCGGACACGGUGCUGCUUAUUGUCGCGAUGCUCACCCCUUCCAAGCUCAAGGAGCUCUACAACUACUCACUGAGCCGCGGGAUGGAGCCUCUCGUCGAGGUCAACAACCCGAGCGAGCUCGAGGUCGCGCUUGAGCUCGGUGCAAAGGUCAUCGGCGUGAACAACCGCAACCUCCACGACUUCAACGUCGACAUGGGGACGACGAGCCGCGUCAACGACGCCCUCAAGGGCCGCGACGUCAUCCUCUGCGCUCUCAGCGGGAUCGCCAGCCACGCCGACGUCGCCAAGUACGUCGCGGAGGGAGUACGUGCCGUGCUCAUCGGUGAGAGCCUCAUGCGCGCCCCGGACGCCGGAGCGUUCCUGCGCGAGCUUAUCGGGCUUCCUCCCGCGGAGAAGCCUGCGGCGCCCAAGCCCCUCGUCAAGAUUUGCGGCGUACGCUCCGCUGCCGACGCGCAGCUUGCGAUUGACGCUGGCGCCGACCUCAUCGGCAUCAUUUGCGUUCCUGGCACCAAGCGAUUCACGCCUCCCAAGACGGCGCGCGAGAUUGUCGACGUGGUCCGCACCGCGCGCGCCAAGGCGACCUCGAGCAAGCCCGAGUCGUCGCCCCUUUGGUUCGGGACGAUGGCUGCCCGCCUCCGCGCUCGCCGCAGGCCACUCGCCAUCGGCGUGUUCCGCAACCAGCCAGUCGAGGACGUGGCUGCGGCUGUGGACGACAUCGGCCUCGACCUCGUUCAGCUGCACGGCGACGAGGCGCAGUCGGACGCCCGCCUCCUCCCGGUGCCGGUGAUCAAGGCGUUCCGUGUCGUCGACGGCGCCGUGCAUGGUGGAGACGCUGCGCGUCCCGGCCUGAACUCGUACGUGCUGCUCGACGCGCCUUCGAGUACGGGCGCUGCGGGCGGUGGGGAGGGUGUGUCCUUCGACUGGGGCGUUGCCAAGCGGCUCGCGGACGAGGGCGAGGCCGGCGGUGCUGCGCGUCUCCCUAUCAUCCUUGCUGGCGGGCUCACGCCCGACAACGUCACCCAGGCCGUUGAGGCGGCCGGCGGCGUGCUCGCCGUCGAUGUGAGCUCGGGCGUCGAGGCUGCCGAUGGGAGCAAGGACCCAGAGAAGGUGCGCGCGUUCAUCAAGGCCAUCAAGGGAUAG
Molecule: messenger RNA, 2289 nt
Organism: Cutaneotrichosporon cavernicola
Lineage: Eukaryota; Fungi; Basidiomycota; Tremellomycetes; Trichosporonales; Trichosporonaceae
Gene: TRP3
Exons: 2
Coding region: 1-2289 (762 amino acids)
Biological process (GO): L-tryptophan biosynthetic process
Molecular function (GO): anthranilate synthase activity; indole-3-glycerol-phosphate synthase activity; phosphoribosylanthranilate isomerase activity
Source: RefSeq, a predicted model, not a curated record